Messenger RNA from Megalobrama amblycephala (Wuchang bream), 2438 nucleotides. Its product is annotated as macrophage mannose receptor 1-like. The transcript is spliced from 6 exons. Bases 531 to 1742 code for a protein of 403 amino acids. NCBI's taxonomy places the organism in Eukaryota, Metazoa, Chordata, Actinopteri, Cypriniformes, Xenocyprididae. The record is from RefSeq and is a predicted model, not a curated record.
AGCAGAGAGGAUCUGUGUGAGCAGUCAUGGACGGGAGUCUGUUUGUGCUGCUGCUGCUGCUGUCAGGGCUCUUCUGGAGCAGUUCUGCUCUUUCUCGUCAGUACCACUAUAUAAAUUUGAGAAUGUCGUGGCCAGAGGCUCAGAGUUACUGCAGAGAGAAGUAUACUGACCUGGCUACUGUAGACACCAUGGAUGAUGUGAACAGGCUGGUAAAUAUAGUGGAUGCUGGAUACAGCGGAUCUGUGUGGAUUGGACUGAAGAGAGGGACACAGAAACGCUGGGCUUGGUCUAAUGGAGAAGAAAAAUUUUCUCCGUACUCUAACUGGGCUUCAGGAGAGCCAAAUGAGAAUGCAUCUUGUGCAGCUUAUUUUUUCGGGGUCUGGUAUGAUAUUGCAUGUAGCCAUGGACGAUAUUUUACAUGCUACAAGGGUGAGUUCCCUGUUCUUUUAAAUUUAUUGAGCAGUUUAACUGGGAAAGAAGAGCUAUAAACUGAUUCUUUUUUUCUCUCAUUAGAAAAUAAUGGAUACGUUAUGAUUCAAAGUGCUAAAAACUGGAGUGAUGCUCAGAGCUACUGCAGACAGUAUUACACAGAUCUGCCCUCCAUCCACAACUCUAAAGAAAAUAACCAGAUAACUCGGGUUGUGUUCUAUGGAUAUUACACCUGGUUUGGUCUGUUCCAGGACUCUUGGGAAUGGUCUGACAAAUGGAGCCGCUUCUUUAGAAACUGGGCAGCAGGUCAACCAUCCCAGAGUUCAGGAUCUGGUGACUGUGUCGGCAUGUCAAGGAAAGAUUCUGGGAAAUGGGCCCAUGAAAGCUGUGAUCUGGAGUAUCCUUUUAUCUGCCAUGGAUGGCGCAAAUACCAGUACCAGUUUAUAAAUGAAAGCAGGUCAUGGCAAGAUGCUCAGAGUUACUGCAGAGCGAGAUUCACUGAUCUGGCCACUGCUGACAACAUGAGCGACGCGAGAUUGCUGGUAAAUACAGUGGAUGCUGGAUACAGUGGUUCAGUAUGGAUAGGUCUCCACAAUGGAACAGAGUAUCGCUGGGUCUGGUCUAUAGGCACACAGUCCCAGUACAGUAUCUGGAAUCCAGGAGAACCAAAUGGUGAUGGAGAGUGUGUGAAUAGUUUUAAUGGAAACUGGUAUGAUGAGAGCUGCAGCACCGCUCUCCCAUUUGUGUGUUUCAAUGACAGCUCUGGUUUUAUUAUCAUUACGACUGCUAUGACAUGGAGAGAUGCUCAGAGUUACUGCAGACAACACCACACUGACUUGGCGAGUAUCAGCAGCGCAGAGCAGCAGAAUCUGAUCCGUAAUCAAGCAUCUCUCUGGAUUGGUCUGUUCCUGGACUCUUGGCAGUGGUCUGAUAGUGGGAAUCUCAGUUUCAGAUACUGGACAGAAGGUCAACCAUCCCAGAGUUCAGGAUCUGAGUGUGUCGGCAUGUCAAGAAUCAAUUCUGGGAAAUGGGCUCAUGAAAGCUGUGAUCUAAAGCGUCCUUUUAUCUGCCAUGGAGAUGACAAGUUGAUUAAAAAGCAGAUUGUCAAACUAAAAUUGUCCUGUAAUGGAAAAUGCACAUUGAAUGAUCCUUCCAUACAGACUGCCAUCCUGAAUGAGAUAAGUGAAAAGCUGAAGAGCAUGGGGCUGGAAAGUGACAGCAAAAUAAGCUGGAGAAAAGGAGAAGGUGGAGAGGUGUUUCAUCAGGAGAUCAACCGUAUUGCAGGUUCCAAUAAUAAAUGUAAUAAGAAGUAAUCUUUUAUUUAGGCCUUUAUAUCAAAAUUCAAAAUAGACUCAAAGAAUAUAGAGGGGUUUUUAUUUUUAGUAACAGUAGAUUGCUUUAAGGAAUUGUGAAGUACUUUUAGCAGAAUUAUCAGUUAUUUAAAGUGCCCCUAUUAUGCUAUUUUUUAGGUACCUGGAGGUCUCAUAAUAUACAUUGCACAUCACCACAUUUUUCAAUGAUUCUCAAACGACUCUGAUGAUUCCGUCUCUCUAAAUCCCACCUUUUCGCAAGCCUACUCUGCUCUGAUUGGCCAGAUGGCCCAGUCUGUUACGAUUGGUCUACUGCUUACAGCACGUGUUGGAAACAAAACGCUCAUUACCAGAACUGAACUUUAGCUCCGGAGGUUUUGCUCAGUUCUCAGCAAUUGACUAUAUGCACGUCCUUGUUGUCCUUUAGCCAGCUCAGGCAUUUCCGGUGAACUGUUAGCUGUUCAUUCUGUACUUGCUGUACAUUGACACAAAACCAUCAGUGAUGGGAAUAACGGCAUUAUAAAUAAACGGCGUUACUAACGGCAUUAUUUUUUUCAGUGUAAAGUAUAAAGUAAUCAAAUGAAUUACUUUUUCUCCCGUUACAACGCCAUUACCGUUACUGACCAAAAAUCCCACAUUACUAUAAUUGAGCUCACUGAAGCGGUUUUCAUCCGAGUAGACUCUCUCUCAGCCAUAGGA